Molecule: messenger RNA, 1867 nt
Organism: Phascolarctos cinereus (koala)
Lineage: Eukaryota; Metazoa; Chordata; Mammalia; Diprotodontia; Phascolarctidae
Gene: NHLRC4
Product: NHL repeat containing 4
Biological process (GO): protein polyubiquitination; proteasome-mediated ubiquitin-dependent protein catabolic process
Molecular function (GO): protein binding; ubiquitin protein ligase activity
Source: RefSeq, a predicted model, not a curated record
CCCACGUUCUCCUGCCUUUCUCCAAAGGGUUUCCGUGGUGUAUGGGGAGCCGGAGUAGAGAUUGAAGUUCCCCAGUGGCUCUGAAUAGGAAUCCCCUCUACAGUAUUCCUGAAAAGCGGUCAUCUGGCCUCUGCUUGAAUACUUCCUGGGACAGGGAACUCCAUGCCAAUAGCUCUGGUUGUUAGGAAGUUCCUCCUUAUCUUCACUCUCUUUGGCUUGGAGGAGGCGUAGAUGGCACAUGCCUUGGACACACGUCGGCAACAGAAGGAAAGGUUCCUCAGAGCCAUGCAUGCCCUUCAAGCCACAUCUGAUCGUACCCUACAGGUGGCCAGCCCACUCCUGGAACACCCUAGAGGCUUGGGACUGCUCACUGGCCCUCACCUUCACCAACUGGCGCAACAAAGCCAAGGCCUGUGUGUGGAGCUGGACCAUGUGGGUCACCUCCUCCGAUUCCAGCAGGACCGGCUUCUGAGACGAAUCCCCACUCCGGGUGGGGUCAGAGGCUUGCACUGCUCCGUGGAUGGUAUGCUCUACCUGACCUUUGAGGAAGCCCCCUGCAUCCAAAUCCUUGACCUCUCUGGCCACUCUCUCCACUCUCUCCCUUGCAGCCUGCCAGGGACAGGAGCCUUUGUGUCAGAAGAUGUGACUGUGACGGGGUCAGGGUUAGUACUGGUCAGCAGUCUGGUCCAUAGAGCAGUCUAUGCCUUCUACCACCCUUCUAAGGCCUCCCAAGGUGAAUGGGCGAAAAUCUUGACCUUUGAAUCCCCGAGAGGACUGGGAGUGGAUGCUCUGGGACGCUUCCUGGUAGCAGACUAUGUCUCAGGUUUAGUCCACAGUUUUUCACUGGGCUCAUCACUCAAGGCCAUUGGUCUGACCACUGUCCCAGGCCUGUGCGGCCCCCGUUAUGUGAGUAAUGGCCCAGAUGGGGGCUUUGUGGUGAGUGAAGAGUGUGGAGAUGUCCAGCUCUUUGGCCAUGCUCAUCAGCCACUGGGCUCGCUGGGCAGCCGGCUUGAGCACCCAUUUGGUAACCCGGCUGGUGUCUGCACUGAUGCCCAGGGCAACAUAAUUGUUGUUGAUGAACAGCGAAAAGAAGUAACCCUAUUCCCAAGGGCUGGGCCCCCGGUCAGAGUGGUAUCUAAAGGUCUGCAGAGGCCUACAGGGGUGGCCUGUGCCUCCCAUGGUCGAUUGUUGGUAGCUGACAAUGGAGAUAACUGUGUCAAAAUCUUUAAAUACCAAAUGUAGCCUUUAAGAUAGGACAGAGGGCAUAGGGCGGGAAGAGAGGGAGAUUCUCUGCUCCAGACACUAAGGUGAGUACCAGUACUUCAAGAAGCAAGGGUCAGAAGUCCUGUGUUCUUGUCCUGACUAUCCAUGCUAGAAUGCACUGCAUCUGUGCCUCACUUUCCCCAUCUGAACUGUGAGAAGACUUAUUCCAGUUUGCAAAAGUUUCUUUCCAAAUGGAGUGAGAGAAACACAUCAUGGAACAUCACAGCUAUUUGCUGACAUGCACCAUGUUUCUGGGACUCUUGGCCCUGACUCCCAGGAGUAGGGGGCUGAAUGGGGUUCACAUAGCUCCAGGUAGAGAUUCUGGGUCCGAAAGUUAAUCCAGCAUCAACCAAUCAACCAACAAGUCUUUCCCCAGUCUCUUAUGUGCCCCUCAUCUACUGUGCUAUGUAAAAGGUUGUAGUAUUGCCGGGAGGGGGGGGGAACAGAAUACUGGGGGUAGAGAAAGGAGGCAGCAGAGAUUCAGUCCCUUCCCUGAAGGACUUCAUAGUCUCUGAGGAAGUCAACAACUAUGGAUAUCCAUUUCUUUUUAUCAUGGGGCAGCUAAGUGGAGCAGUGCAUAGGAGUGCCAGGCCUGGAGGCAGGA